UGUGGAGCCUCCCACCACCAUCUAGGUCCUGAGAUGCGGUGAACCCUGGCCUGUCUGCCAUCAUCCCCUAGAAUGGACCGCAGCAGCCUCCUGCCCUUCCAGCUAUGGUGUCCCCGGCCCUUUGGCACCUACUCACAGAACCAGCCGCGCCCACCUUCCGCGACCCUCAAGCCAUCAGCCUGCCCUGAGCCUGGCGGCGGGGCUGAGCCAGACCAUGGGCCUGCCCACUCCGAGAACACACCGCCUGCCUUGGCCACGGAGGCCCCCGCCUCCCAGCCUGCUCCACUCCUCUCCGCAGCAGCUGCUGGCGACGAGGGUCGAGUCCUGCUGGACACGUGGUAUGUUAUCAAGCCCGGGAAUACAAAGGAGAAAGUGGCCUUCUUUGUGGCCCACCAGUGUGGUGGGGGCAGCCGGGCCAGCUCCAUGAAGGUCAAGGGGCACUGGGGCAGUGACAGCUCCAAGGCCAAGCGCAGGAGGCGUUGUCUUGAGCCUACUAAGGCUCCUCCAGACCCGGGGGGCCGGGAGGGGCCCCCUGCUCCUGAGGAGGGCCCCGCCUCAGCCGAUGAAGACCUGCUCUCUGUGGCCGAGAUGGUGGCCCUGGUAGAACAGCGGGCCGCCCUGGCCCUGCAGAGCUACCCGCGCCCCGCCACCCCAGCACCUGUGGUCUUUGUGUCUGCUGAGCAGGGCGGACCGGCCAAGGGGCUGGGCUCCGAACGGCGGUCCGGUGGUGGGGACUGCAGCCGCGUAGCUGAGGCAGUGGCCCACUUCGAGGCCCAGCGGGACAGCCCUCCCACCAAGGGCCUCCGCAAGGAGGAGCGGCCCGGCCCGGGCCCUGGUGAGGUUCGCAUUGCCUUCCGCAUCUCCAACGGCCGGGAGCCCCGGGCGCCAGACGGCAGCUUGCCCAAUGGGGGCGGGGGCAGGCCUGGUUGUGCCUACCCUGGCAGCCCAGGUCCUGGAGCCCGAGCCAAGGACAAGAUCACCUGUGACUUGUACCAGCUCAUCAGCCCCUCUCGGGACGCCCUCCCCAGCAAUGUUGAGUUCCUGCUGGCCCGGGCAGAUGAAGCCAGCGAGGGUGAGAGCCCAGCCCCGGCCAGGCCCGAGGACACGCCCCCGGCCCCCCCUCCACCCCCUGCCCGGGACUGCGGAGCAUCCGGCUUCCACGUGGACGUGGUGGUGACGGGCGUGGUGGACGAGUGCAUCUUCUUUGGCAAGGAUGGCACCAAGAACGUGAAGGAGGAGACGGUGUGUCUGACGGUCAGCCCCGAGGAGCCGCCCCCACCUGGCCAGCUCUUCUUCCUCCAGUCCCGUGGGCCAGACGGGCCCCCUGAGCCACCCCCAGCUGACUCGCCAGCCACCGCACCAGGGCCGGACGAUGCUGAGGGGACGGCGGACACCUCCCUGUGCCGCCUGUACCGGCAUGUGUCACAUGACUUCCUGGAGAUCCGCUUCAAGAUCCAGCGGCUGCUGGAGCCGCGACAGUACAUGCUGCUGCUGCCCGAGCACGUGCUGGUCAAGAUCUUCAGCUUCCUGCCCACGCGGGCCCUGGCAGCCCUCAAGUGCACCUGCCACCACUUCAAGGGCAUCAUUGAGGCAUUUGGCGUGCGGGCCACAGACUCGCGCUGGAGCCGAGACCCGCUCUACCGCGAUGACCCUUGCAAGCAGUGCCGCAAGAGAUACGAGAAGGGCGACGUGUCGCUCUGCCGCUGGCACCCCAAGCCCUACCACCACGACCUGCCUUACGGACGUUCCUACUGGAUGUGCUGCCGCCGAGCCGACCGCGAGACGCCCGGCUGCCGCCUGGGCCUGCACGACAACAACUGGGUGCUGCCCUGCAACGGGCCGGGCGGGGGCCGGGGGGGCCGGGAGGAGGGCAGGUGAACCCGGGGCAGGGCGAGGAGAGCCCACCAUGCCUGUCCCUCCCCCCUUCCCUGGGGGCCAAGGGUCAGGACUGGGCCACCAGCCCAUACCGCAGUCCAGGCAGCGUUGAUGCCCGACCCCCCCACCAGAACUGUGCGGGGAUUCAGGGGGAUGCCCUGAGAAAGCACUCGGAGUGACCCCCUGUUGGCUUCCUAACUCUUCAGACCCAGGGCCGUGGACCCUCAAGUAGGGUGUUUUUUAUCAGCAUCUCAAUUUCUUCUUCCUUCAGCCCCAACUCCCUCCCUGC
Molecule: messenger RNA, 2164 nt
Organism: Propithecus coquereli (Coquerel's sifaka)
Lineage: Eukaryota; Metazoa; Chordata; Mammalia; Primates; Indriidae
Gene: FBXO46
Product: F-box protein 46
Exons: 1
Coding region: 73-1878 (601 amino acids)
Molecular function (GO): protein binding
Source: RefSeq, a predicted model, not a curated record